Fundulus heteroclitus (mummichog) is the source of this 1707-nucleotide messenger RNA. Its product is annotated as progranulin. NCBI's taxonomy places the organism in Eukaryota, Metazoa, Chordata, Actinopteri, Cyprinodontiformes, Fundulidae. Gene Ontology annotation, cellular component: extracellular region. The record is from RefSeq and is a predicted model, not a curated record. The transcript has 6 exons. Bases 100 to 951 code for a protein of 283 amino acids.
GUCUAACUUCUGCUAUAAAGAGUGAAGUGUAUGGUGUUCAGUUUAGGGGAAGUGGAGACCUUGUGACAGGAAGCCUUUCAAUCACUUCAUUGGCAGACGAUGUUGAGGAUCACUUUGUGGCUGUGUGCAGGAGCGUUUUUGUGGGGCUCUGUAUUCUGCUCCAUCGAAUGUCCUGAUGGGUCCUCCUGCUCUGAUUUGGAAACGUGCUGCCUCACUCCCCAAGGAUAUAGCUGCUGUCCAUACCCAAAGGCCGUCUGCUGCCCUGACAUGGCCCACUGCUGUCCCUCAGACUAUCGCUGUGACCAGGCCACAAAGACGUGCGUGAAACAGUACCAGCCGUGGAUCAGCAUACCGAUAGUGAGGAAGGUGGCUGCAAAGGCGCCAAGCACCCCGGAUUUGUCUGCCACCCCCUUUGAGGAGGUCAAAGACAGCAAAUUACCAGAGAAGCUAAAAAGUUCAGUUGUCCACUGCGACAACUAUAACGUGUGCCCUGAUGGCACCACUUGCUGCAAACACCCAAAAAGUGGCUGGACCUGCUGUCGAUACUCACCUGCAAAGUGUUGCCUGGACGGCUACCACUGUUGUCCCUACGGUUACGACUGUGACCACUCUUACAGUCAUUGUGUCAAGGAAGGAGCGCCGUAUCCGUUCGCCGGCAAACGACCUAUGACCUCAGUCCCAGCGUCUCCCGUUUCAGUGUCUGAAGACAGAAGCAUCAGAAAUGAGAGACCACUGACAGCUCUGACUGAAGCCAGUGGCAGCUCCUUUAAUCAGGGGGUUAUUCGCUGUGAUGAUAAAUCUUUCUGCCCAAACGGCUCUAGUUGCUGCAGCGGACCCACAGGCCAAUGGAACUGCUGUCCCCAUCCACUGGGCGUGUGCUGCGCGGAUGGCAAGCACUGCUGUGAGUACGGAUACCAAUGUGACCCCUCUUCCUCCAGUUGCACAAAAUAAGCCCCUUUGACGACUACUGGGACAAACCAAAAAGACUGAAAUCGCAUUACUCCACUGGGCGUCAACUGUUUUUACACUCGUUUCAGGCCAACAUUCGCCAUAAAAAUCAUUAAAGGCCUUAUUACUGUGGAUUGUGGGCUGAAUGAAACCUGUCACCAGAAACGUGUUGCAUCACACAAGGUUAUUGGGGUUGAUAUAAAGGGUUGAUCUGCCUUUUAGUUUGUUUAGGUUAAAAUUUUUGAUUGCAAAUGUUUUGUCACACCAGCUUCUUGUUUUAUUUCUUAGCUGUCCUUAAACUGAUCUCCUUCCUGUCAUGACCUGCUUUGUGAAUUAGAUUGACGGCAGAAUCUGAUACAUCAGAAGGUGACUGAGCUAUCGAUCGUUCCUUUUUAAAUUAAACUAAACUAAAAACUUACCAGAAAAUGUGAUUAGGGUUUUCACCUUUUACCUUUCAAUCACUGUAUCUUUCCUUAUCUAAUAAUUUCUUUUUCUUUGAAAGAUUGGAGAAGGAAUAAAUAUAUGGACCAUAGAUACCCAAAAGGUUUUGCUCAUGUUGUUUAAAGUGUGUCAGUGUGCUUCUGCAGGCAUUCGUGUGUGAAUAAUUACAUACACAGACAUUGAAACACACCCACAGGAUAUGAAUAACAACAAAUGAUAAUUGGAGAGGGCAAUGCCAAAAUAAAGGAUGCAAUUCCAUAACAAAGUAGUGUGUGCUUGUCCUUGCAAACAAUAAUAAAAUGCUGUUUUUAAAACAAA